GCCACGUACGCGUACCUAGGAUAGAAUCUUCUACAUCUGGCAGCUGACUACUAAAAUAAUUACACGCGUGUCGGUGUGCCGGCUUGGACAUUUAUUUAUAAUAAAAGUUUAUUUUUAUUUUUGCAAUAAAAUACUGAACAGUCACAGCCGGUAUUUUAGCAAGAAGACAUUUUAAUUAACAUAACUUCAGUUGCAAGUGAUGUGCUAUAGCGAGUUUGUCUCAGUGGAAAUUUUCGAGAGAUUUUAACUACAAUCAAAUACUGCAAAAUGGUUGAGAGCACGAAUAAAACGCCGACAGAGAUGCACACGUUUUUACCUCAGGAUGAGGUAUUAACAAAUAAAUACAAAGUGCAGGUCGUAGCCAAAGACCCGGAGGUCGCAGUUCCAUUAACCGAUCACAAAAGUUUCAAUCCCUUUACUGAGCGCAAAGUUGACAAUCCAACUACAGAUUGCGAUACGUUGACACAUUUAUUGAAGGCAGCUUUGGGUACUGGAACUCUGGCUAUGCCCUAUGCCUUCAAAAGCUCUGGAUUGAUUGGUGGUAUCUUUGGAACUAUUUUCGUCUCACUUAUUUGCACUCACUGCUCGUAUAUCUUGGUAAAAUGCGCUCAUGUACUAUAUCACAAAACACACAGAACGAAAAUGGGGUUUGCUGAUAUUGCGGAAAAUGCAUUUGCUACUGGACCAAAAUGGGGACGUAAAUUUUCUAAAUUUUCCAGGUACACCAUCCAGAUAUGUCUGCUGAUAACAUAUUUCGGAACUUGCAGCGCGUACGCUUGUAUAAUAGCCGAAAACUUCGGCCAGGUAAUAAAGUAUUACAUGGACCAGCAUGCAGGAAUUCCGAUAGAUCCAAAAAUGGAACUAAGCGACAACUUUAUGCGAACAUUGGUAGCCGGACUAUUUAUUCCGCUGACAUUGCUAGUCUAUGUGCCGGAUCUGAAGUACCUGGCGCCGUUCUCGAUGGUAGCGAACCUGUUCAUGGGCUGCGGACUGGCGAUAACUUUCUACUACCUGGUCGACGGGUUGCCUUCAAUAACCCCGGAGGUGCUGACCAGACCGCUCGGCGACUUCCCCCAGUUCUUCGGAGUGACAAUAUUCGCGAUGGAAGCUAUCGGAGUGAUAAUGCCUCUGGAGAACAACAUGAAGACGCCCCAGAACUUUGUAGGAAUUUGCGGAGUACUUAACCGAGGAAUGUCUUUCGUGACCCUCAUCUACAUCCUCCUCGGGUUCCUUGGAUUUUUGAGGUACGGGGAAGGGGUAAAAGCGGUGGUCACCUCAAACCUGCCGAUCCACUUGGUACCAGCCCAGGUCGUAAAAGUAUUAAUCGGGCUUGCGGUUUUCUUCACCUUCGGGCUCCAAUUCUACGUUUGCAUUGACAUUGGCUGGACCAUGUUGAAGGAACGCUUCCCCAAGAGACCUCGGCUUGCCGAGUACACCAUGCGCACUAUCAUGGUCACCAUCUGCGUCCUCCUAGCCAUCGCUAUCCCAAAAAUCGGACCGCUCGUUGAACUUGUAGGUGCGUUCUGCUUCUCGUUGCUUGGACUUCUUGCUCCCGUAGGCAUCGAAAUUAUCACCUACUGGAAUGUCGGGUUCGGUCGCUUCAAUUGGAUAAUUUACAAAAAUAUUUUAGUCACCUUGAUUGGAAUUACCGCGCUGAUUCUCGGUACCACCUCUGCUAUUCAAAGCAUCGCCAGAGAAAUGUUUUGAACUGUGUAAAUUCAAAGUUCAUUUAGAUUUUUAUAUUAGGAUCAUAAAAGUAUAUGAUGCUGAAGUUCGUAAUUAUGCAGAAGUGGGGCUCGACCUAUUUUAGAAAAAAGUGAAAAAAAAUAAAAAAUCGAAAGAU
Cotesia glomerata is the source of this 1843-nucleotide messenger RNA. RefSeq names its product proton-coupled amino acid transporter-like protein pathetic (gene path). Gene Ontology annotation, cellular component: vacuolar membrane. The transcript has 7 exons. Gene Ontology annotation, biological process: amino acid transmembrane transport. Bases 268 to 1707 code for a protein of 479 amino acids. Lineage: Eukaryota; Metazoa; Arthropoda; Insecta; Hymenoptera; Braconidae. The record is from RefSeq and is a predicted model, not a curated record. Gene Ontology annotation, molecular function: amino acid transmembrane transporter activity.